This is a messenger RNA of Zalophus californianus (California sea lion), 516 nucleotides long. RefSeq names its product MICOS complex subunit MIC26-like. Bases 1 to 516 code for a protein of 171 amino acids. The record is from RefSeq and is a predicted model, not a curated record. The transcript has a single exon. Gene Ontology annotation, cellular component: MICOS complex. Gene Ontology annotation, biological process: cristae formation. Lineage: Eukaryota; Metazoa; Chordata; Mammalia; Carnivora; Otariidae.
AUGUUCAAGGUAAUUCAGAAAUCUGUGGGGCCAGCCAGCCUGGGUUUGCUCACCUUCAGAGUCUAUGCAUCACCUAAAAAGGACUCACCUCACAAAACUUCCGUGAAGGUUAAUGAGCUUUCACUCUACUCCGUCCCUGAGGGUCAAUCUAAAUAUGUGGAGGAGCCAAGGACCCCACUUGAAGAAAGCAUUUCACAUCUCCGACGUUACUGCGAGCCUUAUACAAGUUGGUGUCAGGAAAUGUACUCACAAACUAAGUCCAGGAUGCAGAACUUGGUUCAAUGGGGGUUAGGCAGCUAUGAAUAUCUCCAAGAUGCACCUCCUGGAUUUUUUCCAAGACUUGGUGUUAUUGGUUUUGCUGGCAUUGUUGGACUUCUUUUGGCUAGAGGUUCAAAAAUAAAGAAGCUGGUGUAUCCACCUAGAUUCAUGGGACUUGCUGCCUCUCUUUAUUAUCUACAACAAGCCAUCGUAUUUGUCCAGGUCAGUGGGGAGAAAUUAUUUGACUGGGGUUUAUGA